Penicillium verhagenii is the source of this 1173-nucleotide messenger RNA. Its product is annotated as Fic family protein. The record is from RefSeq and is a predicted model, not a curated record. Bases 1 to 1173 code for a protein of 390 amino acids. NCBI's taxonomy places the organism in Eukaryota, Fungi, Ascomycota, Eurotiomycetes, Eurotiales, Aspergillaceae. The transcript has a single exon.
AUGCAUUCUCCAGGGAAACAAGCAAAGCACAAGCGCGCAAGUCUCUCUAACCUCUUUACGGAACUCAAAAUCAACUCUGCCUCUCCUUCUUCCCAUAACAACCUUGCUAAGUCCUUACGCCUGCACAUGAAGUCAACCCUUCGCCUUGGCCGUGGGACUGUUUCCAUUCGCAGCUUACAUGGUGUUCAAGCCCAAUUUACUAUAGCGAUGGAUGAUGCCUAUGAUUACAAAAUAGGCGUCGAUGAUUUUGAUCCAGAAACGGUGUUCCCCGAAAUUUUGACACUCGCAGACCAACUCUCAACCGUCCUCCAAAAGAAGUUAUCACCUCAACAACAAAAUGCCUUUGAAGGUCACAUUUUGAACUGUCUUGCUGCGAUGGUUUACGGAUCAAAUAUGAUUGAACGCGUGGGAAAUGGAUCGGACAUAACAUUCAAGCUCUGCAUGGCAGUUUUUCGAGGAGAGGAAGUGCCAGAAGAAAUUGGAGAGACUGAAGAGGAGUUUUUGGAGUUGAAAAAAAAUCUCCUACGCAAGAACCUCCCAGCAAAUCCCCGUGCAGUCCUUGGCAGUCGUCGUGAAAUCGUCCAGCAUGCGAAAGCUGCUUGUUACAUGAUUCAUCAACUUUGCAUCUGCGACAAAGAUCUCAGUGAAGAGAUCAUUCUCCAAACACACGAAAUUCUCACUUACAAAAUCAACGCCGAAACCACACCAUGGCAAGAAUAUAGUGGUGUCUACCGUACCGACGAAGUCUCUGCUGGGUUCCACUCAUUUCCUCAUCACGGCCUUGUGCCAUACAAAAUGAAGUCGAUGAUACGCGAACUUGAAUCGGAUCUCAAAGAAGCCCUCAAAAGGGGCGCAAUCGACCCUAUCGCCAUCGCCUCAAAGUAUACGCACGUAUUUGUCAAUAUCCACCCUUUCAUCGACGGUAACGGCCGUAUGUGCCGUUUGAUUCUGAACUCAAUGCUCCUGAAGCUUGGAAGUUUCUUGGUGUGCCUUGGGGAGGAUGAGGAGGAACAAAUGCUUUAUCUUGAUGUUGCGUGUAAAGCGGCUGGCCUUGAGGACUUAUAUGGUGAUCUUGACGAGGACGAGAAACCCGUGAUGCACAAAGAGUUGGCGAGCCUGGUUUUAUUUCAUGUUGAGAAAAGUAUGCGCAAGUUGACGCAGAAACUGAAAUAA